AUGGUAGAUCAGGACGAGAAUGAAUCCGGGAAUCCAGGACAUACUCAUCCUGGAGCUUCAGCUCUCCUCUGGGGAGGGGUUUUUAUAGAUAGAGAGGUGAGUCGAGGGUUCUCGUUUCGGGAGAUCUUGGAACAUGCCCGUCGUGUGAAUGCGCAUACAAAUAGGGUCACCCUCCGCCCUUUAUUCGAAUGGGGGUUUCUGCUUCCUUUCAACUUCGACGGGAUGGGAACAAGCCAAAUAGUAGUAAAGCCGAUGGUGUGCCUUGAAAUGCAUUUUCAUUCCUUUUGGGAGCCGGUCUGUGAGAUUGAAAGCCCGAAAGAGUUAAGCUAUCUGCUGCUCCUUAACUUGUUGGAGGGUUUGGAGCCGUCGUCGCAACACACCGCCCUUACUUCUUCUCGGCGACUUAUAGCUUGCGGAUUUCACAGUUCACGCGUCCCGAGAACCAGGUAUCGAACUACAGCACCUAAGAUCCCACCUCGUGUACUGCAUUCAACUAGCCAUGCAGGGCUAUCGAGGCAGUCACCGCUAUGGGAAAAAGAGCCUUUCAUAGCGGUCUUACCUCCAGAAAUGGCCGCCCUCUUGUUGCCGUUGGCUCUCAUACAUAAUAGGGGAGGGGGUGGACCUCUUUUUGAAGUCAACUCAGCCUUAGCUAUUACCAGGGACUCUGCCAUCGGCAGAUAUUCUAGCGCACCCUAA
This is a messenger RNA of Dovyalis caffra, 696 nucleotides long. Lineage: Eukaryota; Viridiplantae; Streptophyta; Magnoliopsida; Malpighiales; Salicaceae. The record is from the annotation of a GenBank genome assembly.